GUCGCACAAGUAACCGGACUCACCAUGAUCACCCUUGAGCACACCAACAUACGCGAGGCGGAGACGUCGGCACCUGUGGGUUUCUGGGGACCACCGACCUCAACCAUCGAUUGGUGCGAGCUCAACUACGAACACAGCUACUACAUCGCCGAGUUCUGGAACACCAUCAGCAACUCGCUAUUCGUGCUGCUUGGACUCUAUGGCCUCUACCGCAGCGUCAAAAUGGGCUUUGAGCCUCGUUUCCACUUACAGUUUAUCGGCGUAAUGGCCACAGGCUUCGGGUCUGCCAUGUUUCAUGGUACGCUUCAGCACAUGUAUCAACAGUGCGACGAGACGCCGAUGAUUUGGACCAUCCUCGUGUGGAUUUACAUUGUGUACAACAAUGAAAUCGAGCAGAUCCCCGUCAAGAACGCCGAAAACUAUAUGAUCGCAUUCCUGACAAUAAUUGGCGUCGUAUUUACUGUGGUUCACGCCAUCUAUCGCUUCACGACGGUCUUCCAGAUCUUCUUCGGCAUCCUCGCCGUGUCAGCGUGCGUGCGUCUGUGUAUGCACUACGCAGAGGUGAAGGACCCUCGCGCACGAGCUGUAGCGUGGUCCUACGUGACGUCGGGACUCAUCGGCUUCGCAUUUUGGAUGAUGGACUACCACUACUGCCACACACUCCGUGGGCUGCCCGUAAACCCUCAGGGCCACGCCUGGUGGCACAUUUUCAUGGGUGUUUCAUCGUACCACGGCCCAAUCUUCAUGCAAUAUGUUCGCAUGGAGCAGCUCAAGAAGAAGGCUCGUAUCCAGGACGCUUGCCUCGGCAUCCAGACCAUCGUUGUCGAUCCCGUGAGUCCUAAGAAGCAAAAGCAGUUGUGA
This is a messenger RNA of Phytophthora infestans T30-4, 861 nucleotides long. RefSeq names its product alkaline phytoceramidase (aPHC), putative. Gene Ontology annotation, biological process: ceramide metabolic process; response to salt stress; defense response to other organism. The transcript is spliced from 2 exons. Bases 25 to 861 code for a protein of 278 amino acids. Gene Ontology annotation, molecular function: hydrolase activity, acting on carbon-nitrogen (but not peptide) bonds, in linear amides. NCBI's taxonomy places the organism in Eukaryota, Oomycota, Peronosporomycetes, Peronosporales, Peronosporaceae. Gene Ontology annotation, cellular component: membrane. The record is from RefSeq and is a predicted model, not a curated record.